AUGGCUCCCAAGAUCUUUCUCACCGGUGCGACUGGCUACAUUGGCGGUGAUGUCCUCUACCAGCUGAACAAAGUCCACCCUGAUUAUGAGUAUACACUACUUGUACGAAACGAGGAGCGAGGCAAGCCCGUCGCCGCAGCUUACCCCAAGGCCCGUAUCGUCUACGGCACUCUGGAUGAUGCCGAGGUGAUCGAGAAGGAGGCUGCCGCCGCAGACAUCGUUGUUCACACGGCCGACUCGGCCGACAAUGUUCCUUCCGCAAAAGCCAUUGCGAAGGGUCUCGCGGCGGGCCACACAGCUGAGAAGCCCGGUUACUGGAUCCACCUCUGCGGAACCGGCAUCCUAACCUGGUACGAUGCAGACAACAAGCGGUACGGCCAACCGCCGCUGCCGGAGCAGAAAUACCACGACAUUGACGACAUCGACCGCAUCCUCUCAUUCCCGGACACUGCGCUCCACAGGGACGUCGACAAGAUCGUCUUGGCAGCAAAUGACUCUCCUGCCAUCAAGACCCUAAUCGUCGGGCCCCCUACCAUCUAUGGCCAGGGCCGCGGGCCCCUCAACCAGCGCAGCAUCCAAGUACCCAUGCUCAUCGAAUAUACGCUGCAGAACGGCUACGCGCCGAUCCACGCCCCCGGUCUAACCGAAUGGAACAACCUGCACAUCUACGACGUGAGUGACUUCUUCAUACAGGCCGUAGAAGCCGCGCAGGACCCGUCUAAAACUAGCAACCCCGAGAUCUUCGGCCCCAAGGGGUACUUCUUCCUCGAGAACGGCGUGCACAAGUGGAGCGACGUAGCUAGGUGGGUCGCUGAGGAGGCUGCGAAGCAGGGUCUUAUUCCUGAGCCCGCUACGAAGGAGGUCGACUUCCCCUUCUUCGGGGCCAAUUCCAAGGCUGUCGCCGCUAGGGCGAAGAAGUAUUUCGGCUGGACACCUAAGGGUCCGACUCUGAAGGAUGAUAUCGCGCCAAGCGUGGCUCUUGAGGCGAAGAGACUAGGCAAGGCUUAA
Messenger RNA from Daldinia childiae, 1008 nucleotides. Its product is annotated as putative nucleoside-diphosphate-sugar epimerase protein. The record is from RefSeq and is a predicted model, not a curated record. The transcript has 4 exons. NCBI's taxonomy places the organism in Eukaryota, Fungi, Ascomycota, Sordariomycetes, Xylariales, Hypoxylaceae. Bases 1 to 1008 code for a protein of 335 amino acids.